CAGCAAAAAAUGGAGAAACGUAUUUCCUUGAUAGGAAACGAUUAAUCUGGACUGAUCCUAAUAUAAAACUCUAUUUCAACUGUCAAGUCCCAAGUUACCAAUCGCAGAAUUAUCGUAAAAAUCGUUCAGCUCUACAAGACUGA
Funneliformis caledonium is the source of this 143-nucleotide messenger RNA. Lineage: Eukaryota; Fungi; Glomeromycota; Glomeromycetes; Glomerales; Glomeraceae. The record is from the annotation of a GenBank genome assembly.